Messenger RNA from Mytilus californianus (California mussel), 10228 nucleotides. RefSeq names its product transforming growth factor beta receptor type 3-like. The transcript is spliced from 17 exons. The record is from RefSeq and is a predicted model, not a curated record. NCBI's taxonomy places the organism in Eukaryota, Metazoa, Mollusca, Bivalvia, Mytilida, Mytilidae. The coding region runs from base 303 to 2732 and encodes 809 amino acids.
AUUACAUGCAAAGUAAAACAACAUUCAAUACACAACGUAAUUUUUUGGUGGGAAAUUUGUGUUUACAUUUGUUAUUUUAUUGAAGUAAUACUUGAGGAUUUAAUUAAUGGAUUUUAUGGAUGUACGCUUUUAAUAGCUUAUUGACGGAUUGUGAUACAUGAUAAUAUGUAAACAAACGCAGCUCUGUUUAUCACAUAUUAAAUAGGUCAAGGGUUUUGUUGGUGCUCUGACCGAGGAAUACACAUCUUUGUUUGGAUUAUCUGACCAGCCUGACCAAUGUGAAGACAAGAGAUAACCAGAUAAUGCAUACGCUGUAUAUUUUGCUUUUUGCUUUGGGAAUAUAUACUAGUGUUGGCUUAAUACAAGUUGGUCAAACUUCAUCUGCCUUACCUUGUCAGAUAGAACUUCCAUUUACCAACCCACACAUAUCAGUGUUUUACAAACAGCCGAUCAUUGGGAUAGGAUGUGUGACAAACGUGACCACCAAGACCAACCAGGAAGUUCAUGUGAUUAAUUUGAAGAAAAGCGUGGCAGUGUAUAGAAAUGAAGUGGCAGAGGUCCACCUUUUUGUUAAGUCAAGAAAUGAUGAAGUUCUUUGGGAACCAUUGAUAAUUGUGUUGAACUCCAUUAACCCAGUAAAAUGGAGAGUAAGAACAGAAAUAUUAGCUCCAGCCAGAAAGAAACACAUAUUUGUGAUUCCAGGAUACUCUAGUGUUAAACUUGUGAAAGGUAAUAGUCGCAGGAUUGUCAGGAGAGUUGGCCAAUUACCAGAGAAAAGAGAGAAGCUUCUGGAAUGGGUAAAACUGAGAUAUGGGGCUGUUACAUCAUUUGCAGAAUUAGAUAAAGGGAAUCAAAUCACACUCCAUGUUGGUCCAGAUAACACUGCAACAAGUGUUUGUGAAGUAAAAGAUUCUCAAGCAAAGACAGUUGAAGCCAUUUAUGAAAAGCCAAAACCUUUUGCAGGAUGUAUGGUUCCGCCAAGGUCAAAUAUUAUGGAAAGGCUUGCUUAUGUGAUAGAACUGGAAAAGGAAGAUCAAAGUACAGAACAUAUAGAAAUUGAAGAUGUGGAACUUGAAAUCAAAAGUGGUCGAAGAAGAAAAACAAAUAGAAAUUUUUAUCUUGUCCUAAAAUCUCCUUGGAGGAAUGUCACUUGGAGAGUAAAAACCAAAAGAUUAGAAGGAUAUGCAGAAAUAGUUUCUAACAGCAAAAUAGAUAUAUCAGGAAUUAAGAUGGAUCCUGUUAGUGAGAGGAUUGAAGAUUUUACAGAAACAGGACAAAAAUUCCUUAAGUGGGUGGAAAAAUAUGUUGGUCAAGUAGCUAUGUAUACUGCUAUUCAUUCAGCUAAUAAAAUAAAAAUGGUCAUACCAGACACUGAUGAUGAAGAAAAGACAAAAUCUCAAAUUUUGAACGAUCCGUUUGAUGACAUACCAUUUACAAAGAAAAUUUUAAAUCGGAAUGCAAGAACUGAAUGUAUUGGACAAGGAGUGAUUAAAGUUUCUUUAAGUAAAGCUGUAUACCAGACUUAUGGUUUAGAUCUAUAUCAGAUGUCAUUAAUAAGUCCUUCGUGCAUUGCUACCCAGAAUGCAUCACAUAUUAUCUGGGAGUCUGCAGUAGGAGAAUGCAAAACCAGAAAAACAGUACAGGAUGGACAGAUAACUCUGCACAAUGCUCUUUUAAUCCAUCGUUCACCUGCAGAUGCAAUUGAAGCAGGAAGCGGUUAUCACUAUGACAACAUUGAUGAAGAUGAAUUGAAUAUCUCAGGAUCUGGAUCAUUGAAUCAGGUGACAGAGACAUACAUUGAUGAUGAGGAUUAUAGACACGAUGAUCCUCCAAUAACAAGUGAUGUUAGCUGUCGUUUACAGCAUGGCAGUGAUAAAACUACUGUGUCACAUGGUGAUAAAAUAAAACCUAUGACACCACCAUCAACCAAAAUAACACACAACAUGGAUCUAUCAUUUAGUUUACAACUGUUCAAAUCACCACUUUAUUUGGACGCCAACUACCUUUAUCCAAUGAAUAUCUCCUUAGGCUCAAGAGUGUUUGUGGAUGCAGCUAUUGAAGGAGAUAAGUCAAUGCGUGUACAGAUUAUUUCAUGUUAUCUAAUCAGAGAUCAUAAACCUGUCAAGACAUUGAUACAAAAUGGAUGUAAAGGUUCAAAUACCAAUUGGGAACCAGUUGUGAGAGGGAAACCUUUGAUGGGAUCUGUAACACAGAGUCAGAGAUUCAGUUUUCCAGCAGACAUUUUGUCACAAUAUUUAAAUCAGUAUAUUUAUAUCAGCUGCCACUUAACAGUGUGUAGGAACUAUCAAACAAGAGACAAUGAAUUCAUACCACAGUGUAUUGACAAUAAAGAUCAGAUUUGUAGAGUUGGACUGCCACCAAUUAGUCCCAGAGUUCCUGCUCAGACUGAUGUAACUAAAGGACCAAUGAAGAUUGUAAAUAGUAGACAAGUACCGAUGCCACCAAAGCUAAAUGUUGGUGUUGAAGAUGAAGUAAAGGAUACAGGGAAACAAACAGGCAAACAAAGUGUUGUUGUAGAUGGACUAGAAUCAGGGACAGUCAUCUGUAUUGCAUUUGCAGCAUUUUUUAUUGGUGUAUUAUUAAUGGCAGCUUUAUGGUUCAUCCAUACACAUACAGGUCCUUCAAAACGUACAGAUACAGGGAAAAUGGGUAUCGAUGGUAGUGGGGAAAGUACCCCAAUGUCUACAGCACCUAUUGCUGUAAAUUCAUAGUGUCUGUCAUACAAAGUAUCAUCUGUACUGAAACAUACUCUGCAGAACUGCAGCUUUACACGGGUAGUCCAUGAUGUUCAUUCCCAGGGAAUAAAUUCUAUUUUUAUUAAGUAUUCAGAUUGUAUGUUUACUUUAUUUAAAAAUCUGUUUGACAUAUCUCAAUUUUAUUUUGUUGCACAACCUUUAUGUUGUAUUAUAUUAGCUUACUUUACACUUUAAAUUACGACCAUUUUAGUUUGACUCAUUUGAAGUCAUUUUACAGUUAUUUUUUAAAAAGAUUUUAAAAUGGCAUCUAGUUUAGUUCUUUUGCAGUGCAUGGCUUAAAUAUUUAUAAAUUGGUGCUACAAGCAGUAUUGCAUAUAGAGCUAAUUCAGAUUUUAUAUUUUAUUUUAAUUUUGUUGCUAAGUUUUUAGCAGUGAUAAAUGGCAUGUGAUCAUUGUCAAGCUUAUUGUACUUAUGUUUUUUAGAACCUUUAUAAGUCAAAAAUCUGUUUUAUUGUAGAAAAUUAUAGUGUUUCAGACAUGCAUACUAGUAGUAUAAAGGUUUUGUAACGUUUUGUACAGAAAUCAGAAAUAAUUUUACCUCUUGAAUAAGAUGCAUUAUGCACAUCAGAAUUAUGGACUUGUUUGUAUAUUAUUUGUGAUUGGUUGAGUGAGAUUGACAUUAAUAAAAUAAGAAUUGGACUGCUCUUCAUUAAAACUUAUUUAAGGGAAGAUGUGAUGAUUUAAGUAAGAAGUAUAAAGAACUAGAAAAAGUAAUUAAAAAUAAUAUUAAAAUCAAAACACAAUGUGCCUUCUCAUUAUUAUGUCAUUUUCAUCUUUUGGCAAUGCUCAUUUUAUUAUUGUUUAAAAAAAUUCCAGUGGUACAAAAAAAAAAUCUCCAUUUAUUGGACAUUGUUUAAAGAGACAUUUUUGUUUUGAGUAACGUACCUUAAAACUGUUAAAAAGACAGUGUGUAUAGUUCACAUUUUUAUCAAGUUAUAUUUAUCUUAUAUCCAGAACAAGCUUUGGUUUUUCUUUUAAGGUGAGAAUGACAAAAUAAAACAAUACUUAACUAAAACAAUGGUGUGCCUGCUCAAUUUUGGCAGCUCAUGGUAUCUGUGAUGUGUAGUCCUAAAGAUUCACAAAUCUAAAAGUUAAGCUUUAAAACCAGUUUUGCUUUUUUAUUAUAGGGUUUUUUUUUUGUUUUUAUUUUUCUUCAGAAAGAACUAUACUGGUUGUAUAUUAUGCUACAUGGUAUAUCCAACUGAAUAGCCUAUUUUUUGGUGCUUUAUGUUCUAUUGUUGUGCUAAUCAUAUCACUAUUGUUUAGAUAUUACCUCAUGUUAUUUAUUUUGAGUGUAUCGUUUAGAACAGGGAAUUAGUUUUGCUGUAUUUGUCGAUGGACAUCAUGGCGAAAUAUAUUGAUGUUUCAGUACAUGUGAUCUUUGUAGCUUUACAGUUGUAUAAAUUGAUAUUACUUAAUUAUGUGGACUUGAGAUGUAAUUCUGUGUUCUUAUCAUUCAAGAAAAAUAUUAAACUUACAAAUUCGUUUUAUAAUGUAUAUAGAGACACCUCUCUGAAAUGUUUGAUUUUGACAAAGAAAAAGAAACUAUUGCCAAAAUGUUGACUAGAUUACAUUGUUGUAUAUCUAACUGUAAACCAACAGUAUUGUAGAUAACAGUAUUGUAUUUUGGACAUUUAUUUCAGUGUGGAGUGCUUUAUGUGGUGGACUUCCAAAACAUCUUAAUGAAAAAAUUAAUUUAGAAAUUGGAAGAAGUUUUAUUUUCUGCCUGGAAUAAUUUUAAUAAUGCCAUUGUAUUUUUCUCUCAAUUAUUUCUAAUAAUAAGUAUGCAUUUGAAUAGAAACAGUUGGAAGUCCUUAAUCAAACUAAAAUGUAUUGAUAAUUCAUUUGCCAACAAUACAAGUAUUGUUUAAAAUAGAAAAGAAAUCCUUUCUUUCUUCCUGUUCUACUGGUACCUUUGUUUGGAUGUUUACCAUUGUUUACUCUGAGAAUUGUUAAUACAGAUCUGAUGAUUUGUAAUGUUUUUGAGGAGGAGCUGUACAUAUUAAGCUGUAUAUUGAUUGUUUUAGAUUUUUUGGUCAUCUGUUUUGCUUUAGAAUGUGAUAUUAUUGUAAAAAUAAUGUUAAUUAUUGUUGAUCAGUGUGUUAUGAAUUUCAAACCUUUCGUAGUAGUGGUGUGAUGUAUAAUUUAUUCCUCAGCCUUGGAAUAUAACAACAUCUUUAUAAAAAUAUCAAUGAAAAAUUUUCUUUGACUUUGUAAUUUGUAUUCAAUGCCAUUUGAAUUUUCAAUUCCUUCAAUUAAAAUGAUGAGAAAGCAUACAAAGGCAUAAAAUAGAAAAUAGAAAACUCAGUUUUUGUUAAUGAAGUUAUUGAUGAGUGUGCUUAUGAAUUAUGACUGUAGGGAAGCUAGGUAUACAAAUAUACAUAAAUAUAUCAGUCACACAUAUGUAUCAAUUUUGCAGUGACAUCAUAGAAUUGAAAUUGGUACAAAGAAUGAAAUGUUUUUAUUAUCUAUGAAAGUCCAAAGUACAUAACAUACUAAUCUCUUGUAAUCCCGGUAAAUAAUAUGUUGUGUUUUAUUGUUAUUAUAGGUUGAACUGACUCAGGACGAUUCAUUUACCCAUGUAUAGCUGUACAAGUUAAUACAUUUAUUAAUGUAUUAUGUAAUGUACACUUAUACAUGUUUUAAUAUUGUAUGUGUGUAUAAGUACAUUUAAAAAAGUAUUUUCAUAUGUUAGAAUACAUUUAUACAUAUAUUACAUGUUAUAUGUAUACAUUUUUGACUCGUUGUAUGCAUUCAUACAAAAAGACAUACAUAUGACAUGUAUUGAAUGAAUAAAUACAUUUUGCAUUGUGUAUUGUAUGAAUACAUUUUACAUGUAUUAUGUAUUGUAUGAAUAAAUACACGUAUACAUGUAUUAUGUAUUGUAUGAAUAAAUACAUGUAUACAUGUAUUAGAUAUUGUAUACAUGACUACAUUUAUUAAUGUAUUAUGUAUAUGGGAAUACUAUAUUAUAUGUACUAUGCCUUGGUGUAUGUGUUAAUACAAUUUCAUGUGUAAUAUGUACUGUUGAAUGUAAGAAAACAGAUCAUACAUGUAAGUUUAUCUUUUUAUUUUUCACAGGCAAUUGUCUUUUAAAUUAAUGUUCUUUUUGAAACAAUUUUGCCAACAGGAUGUAUCGCUUUAUAUUUUGCUUUGGAAUUUGUAAGGGAAAUUUAUCUAAACAAUUGGAUAUUUUUUUGAGAAUUUAAAAAAUUAACCACAAUUUACUUUUGGUUAAUAUUUUCUAUAUUUCAAAUCUAUGCAUAAUAUAAUCUUGUUAUAACAAAAUUAAUAUUCAAAGUUGGCUGUUAUCUUCUUAACUAUUUUUUAUGUAUAUUACAUAGCUAUUAAGUGCUAAAACCCUUUGAAGUGCUACAAAGUUUUAAUUUAAGUUUUUUUCUUUGUGCCAUAUCUUGCUGAUUUUUUUAAAGAAAUUGUGGAAUCCCUGGAAUAUUGUUCUGUCCAUUUUUUGUUUACUUUUUUAAUUGAAAAAAUAGAAUGUGUGAGAAUUGAUUCAUAAGGCAGCAUCAGUACACAUGAAGCCUUUUACUAGAAGCAGGUAUCUCCUAACUAAAUAGAGGUCAUAUUAAAUGCAUUAUAAUUUUUUCAUAUAUUGUAAAUUUUGAAGCACACCAAAAUGGUAUGUAAUUAUGCAUUAGAGGCUAUUAAAUUCAUUUCAGAUUACAUAUAUGUUACAUAGAAGAAAACAUAUUUGAGAUUUAAAAAAAAGACUGUGUGAAAUUUUAAUUCCAGGACAUCACAAUUUUUUUUUUUUUUUUUCGAAAUAAUAAUUAAGUUUUUAAUUUAAUUACUUAAUUUUUUGGUAAUAAAAGGUGCACAUUUGAUCUUAAUCUAGCUUCCCAAAAAGUGUGUCAGUAAUUGUAUAGAAUAUUGAUGACCUGGCAUGAUUCCUGGAGGUAUUAUUUGUAUGAUAUAUAUGAUUGUAAAGGUUGUCUUACUUGUUGUCAUGUUGUCAUUCUUAUUUGCUUGUUUCACUUUCUAUUUGUUAAGAAAAUAUAACUUUAUUUUGUGUCUCUGAACAAUGUAAUGAAUUUAAAAUGACCAAAAGAAUUAUUUUCAUAAAGUUGGCUCCUUAAAUAUAUAAUUGUUCUUCUUACAAAGUCAAAAGAUAGCACAGUGCUACCAUAAAUCUCAUUCACUUUAAAUUAUCUCUUUAAGAAAACUUUUCUCUGCAAGAUUGUAGUAAAGUUGGCUCCUUAAAUAUAUAAUUGUUCUUCUUACAAAGUCAAAAGAUAGCACAGUGCUACCAUAAAUCUCAUUCACUUUAAAUUAUCUCUUUAAGAAAACUUUUCUCUGCAAGAUUGUAGUAUGCUUACUAUUUGAACAAUUUUAUAAAUUGUUACAUUGUUUAGAAACAUGAAAUAUGGUAAGGCUCGAUAAAAAAAACAAUGACAAAUAAAUCUUUCCUUUAACCUGUAAAAGUGACCGAGCAGACUUUCUACCUCAGUUGUUACAUUAUAUAGUGUAUUGUAUAGAUGUUUAUUUUGUUGGAACUGCUUUACUACACAGGCACAUACAAGAAAUACAGUACUACAUGCAUUUUAUACAUAAGGGAUAUAUUUUCAGUGUGAUCAUUUACGUAACCAUGGAAGGAAAAAUGUUACUGUUUUUUUAAGUCACAAUUGUCAUAUUUAUUUCCUAAAAUUUUGUUUUAUUUCAUAAAUAUCUUCAGCCUGUUAAAAGGUUUUGGAACGAUAGGAAAAAGAAAAAGCAGUAUAAAAAUUAAUUUAUGCUAAAUUUCCAAACUUUCCUAAAUAUUUUGCUUAUUGCUUUGAAAUGCAAUAGCAUUGAAUAGUCUGUAAAGCAUUUCAGAACACUGCCAUAAUUUUGUGUCUCCUUUAUUGUAUAUAAGGACUGUGGCAUUAUAUCAUGUUUUAAAUUCAUAUAACAUUAAAUUGCAUGUCAUUUUUCAUGUAGAAUUUUUAAAAUUGUAAAUGGUAAGCCAUUAAAUGUAUUUUGACUUCAUACAACAUCUUGUUACAAAUAUCGUUAGUAACCUACAGUGUAUUACGAAAUCAUUCAUAAAACUUAUAAAUUUGAUUGUAUGGUAAAAUGUAUUUGCUAUUGGCUGUUUAUAAUAUUCAAGAUAUUACCCCCAAAAAUAAUGCUUGAAAAUGAAAAUAUCUAGAUGUAAUGUUUACAAAGGACACCAUGGACAAUUUCUUGUGAAUUUAUAACAUCAUCAAGAAUUUUAGAAUAUGAUGAAAGAUUUAUAAUAAUAAUAAUAUUUUUGGUAGAGAAAAAGUUUACUAAAAUGAAACACACUGAGUUUUAUGUUUCUAGACAUCUCUAUAAAAAAGUAUUAAUAUUGUGCUGUGAAAUUUUUUAAGUUUCAAAUAUAUUUCAUAGAAUAAUUCAAGACAAUUAAUUUUAAAAAUGCAUACAUAUAAUAUUCAGCCAAUUGCAGAGUACACUAUGGCUCAAAGAAACAGAUGCAUUCAUAAUCUACCUCAAAUAAUGUAACCGGUUGAAAGCCAUUAUUUAAGACAGUAUCGUUCCGUCCUAUCUAUCAACUGUUCCAGGACAAUCUCUCUAAGGAAAUAUUUUAAAUUCUUUAAAAUAAAACACAUGAAUAUGGAUUGAAAUGUUUGAUUUCAAAAUAAUUUUAAAUUGAUUUAUAAUUUUGAUACAACUGCAUAUUCAUAAUAAAUUAAAUAUCAGUCAUAUGAUUCCGAAUAAGUUUACCCUGUUUCUUCUCCACAUGUACAAUUGAUAGCAUGAUAAUAGCUACUUUUCGAAUCAAAUUUUUAGUUGAAUGAAUUUAAAACUCCCUCUGCUUACAAAGCCAAAAUGAGGUAUUGCUAUCACUUGACAUCUUUCCAUAAACUUUUUAAAUGUAUUGGCCUUUUUGAAAUCGGGUGGUAAAUUGGAACCUCAAUCAUCCUUUGAGUAUUAAAAUUUCUAAAAUAUAUUCAAUGGAAUCCACCGACAAACCAAGAGCAUGACCUCUUUUACUAUGGAAGGAAAUUUUUUGGGUUUCUUUUGAAAUUCUAUAUAUGAUUUUCCAGUUUGAAUAAGUUUUGCUAGAAUGAUUUCCUAUGAUUUUCUUUCAAAUUUACAUCAAAAAGCCUCACCUAAAAUCAAAGAUGGUCAUUCUAUUCAUAGGACUAUUCUAUUCAUCAGAAAAAAAUGAUAAUUCUGUGAAAACUUUGAGUGAUUGGAAUGACGUCUUGCCAGUCAUGCUUAUAGUAUCUAGUUUAAAAUGUUAUAUCUGAUUUUCCUACCAGUCAACUGACACGACAGCUGCUACUUCGAGUUGAAAUUUAUCAAAAUUUGAUAAAUAUUCUUACCAAUAAUACCAGUUUUGGCACACAUUUCCUAUUCUUGAAUCUCAGUUUGAAUGUUUUUAAUUUCCCCUUCAUUAAAAACUAUUUUACUUCACUUAGGUGGUACGUAAAUGUUAAACAUUAGAAAUAAUCUAUUUAGUCAAAUUUUAGAUAAAUUAUGGUCGCCUUCUAGAAAAUAAUUCUCUGAUUGAGUCAAUACUAUGCAUCGUUGUCAGGUGAGUAGUACAAGCUUCUUCGGGCCUCAAAUUUUCUUUUUUUUUGUUUUUGCUACAUAUUUUCAAAUGCAGUAAAACCAGGAAUUUCUUUUUAAUAAUUGCAAUGAACUCUGUUGUAUGUGCAAGUUGUGUCAAAGAACGAUAUUGUUUUCUUAAGCUUUCAUUAUGUUAUAGUAGUAGUUUCUCAGUGUUGGCUAGGUCUUUGAUUGUCAAACCAGUUCUACAUUUGUGUAAAGUUUGUCUUAGGUCAAGGCCACUUCUUCAUGUUAAUGCUAUAUAAACUUGCAUCUAAAAUAUAAGUUUAACUCUUAACAUAAUAUUGAGGAAAUAAAACACAUUUUUACAUGUAAGAAUAUUUAGGUUUAUUUAUUCAAUAUUUGAUUAAAUAUGAUUUACCGGUACUUGUAAAAGUUAUUUUUGGAUCAGAUAGAAAUCAAUCUAUUCCUCAAGUUGAAUUUGAUUGGAUCGGAUAGAAAUCAAUCUAUUCCUCAAGUUUGAUUUGAUGAUCAAAGAUAUUUUAUUUGAAUGAUGAAUAAAAUCAGCAACCUGAAAGCUUAUCUGUGAUUUUAGAGACUAAGAAUUAAAUGGUUCUAUAGACCAUCAAAGCAGUAUUGAAAUAUUUUUGAUGUUGCUUUAUGGGCUCCCUCUACUAUUACUUGGUGUUUCAUAUAUCUUUAAAUCAUAAGCCAAGUAUUAUAUUUUCUUUUGUUAUUUGGAGACAAAUGUAGAAUUGUUUUAACAGUAUGAUAUAUACUCUUUUUCAGGGAUUAUUUCAUCAUUAAGAGUAUAUAAUGUCAUUACCUCAUGUCGUAAUCAUUGUAUAAAUUUCAUUUAAAUCAUUGUGUCAUUGUUUUCUUCAUGUAUCUUUAUAAACAAAAAAGAUUGAAAUGAAAUGUAUAAAAAAAUAUUAAAAAGUACAAGAAUGAUAA